Messenger RNA from Arthroderma uncinatum, 3300 nucleotides. RefSeq names its product sterol regulatory element binding protein Sre1. The record is from RefSeq and is a predicted model, not a curated record. Gene Ontology annotation, molecular function: protein dimerization activity. The coding region runs from base 1 to 3300 and encodes 1099 amino acids. Lineage: Eukaryota; Fungi; Ascomycota; Eurotiomycetes; Onygenales; Arthrodermataceae. Gene Ontology annotation, biological process: positive regulation of transcription by RNA polymerase II; SREBP signaling pathway. The transcript has a single exon.
AUGGAGACUGGCAAAGAACCCCGUCUCGACGACACGGAAUCUGCACCGCCAGACCUGGACAUCGCUGACGAGAGUAUAAACAUGGCUGACCCGCACAUAGAUUUUACGCUCAUGCCAUCAACAGACCCAAGCGAAGAACGACAGGAUACAGAGGCGAUGUUCUCCGCAUCUGACGACCUCACCGCGGACUGGGCCCAGUGGAUGCGCUGGGACGACAUUAUUGACGACACCAAGGCGUCACCUUUCGACAUGCCUAUCAUGCCCGGUGCUUCCAUCCCGCAUACGGCCUUUUCUUUUCCAUCGGAUGAUGCCAUGCUAUCCACCCAUGCUCCGGGUUCAUCCAACAGCUCUGUUCUUGCUCCAUCCACGCUUAACCAGCUCCCUGCCUCCCCCACGUUCCCAGGACAGCCGUCAACCCUGGCAACACAGGAAAACCAGCAGCAGUCGGCGCCACUGUCGGAUGCCUCCUCACCUUUGGCCCCUUCCCCUACCUCUUCACUUGGGCGGAAACGCAAGUCCUCCCAAGAUGACUCCCCAAGCAACCCAUCUACUGCCUCUGCGUCGGUCGACAAGUCGGCUCCGUCAAAGAAGCGAUCACAUAAUAUCAUCGAGAAGCGGUACCGUGCCAAUCUAAACGACAAGAUUGCCGAGCUGCGAGACAGCGUCCCCAGUCUACGCUUGACAUAUCGACAACGUCAUGGCGGUAGCUCGAAAAGGACGGAAGAGGAUGACGACGUGGACGCUUCGUCGGGGAACAAGCUGAACAAAGCAUCAAUCCUAUCCAAGGCAACGGAAUAUAUCAAGCAUCUGGAACUUAGAAAUAGUCGGCUCGAGGAGGAGAAUGUUGCCUUGAAGAAUAGAUUUCGUCAGCUAGAAAAAAUCCAAGGGGUGAAUCUGACUGCGUACCCUACUGUUGCCGGUUCUGAGACCUCUCCAGGCGCCUGUACUGUAUCUCCAGGUUCCGCCGCCACCUCGUCGCCCGAUAUCUUCUCCCAUGCGGGGGAUUUUUCACCCGAUUCGCCCCCAAACCCCCUAUUUCCGCCUGAGGGCCUGCUUAGACCACCGGAUGGAUUCAACCAACUACGUCCCACCGGACCACAACCUCAUUAUGCCGACUCCUUUAGUUACAACCAGCCCCAGAACUAUGGGUCGUCACCGGUGGAAACCACCAGCACCACCAACGGCUCUCAUACCGUUUCCAAUGGGCAUACAACUACCCGUGGACGACGCCAAUUCAUGGGUAUACCCAACAAGUUCAUGCUCGGCACACUGGCUGGUAUCAUGGUGAUCGGUGGCUUCGAGAACCAUAGAACCUCCGACCCAGAGGAGAAAAAGGAGCUAUUCGCACUCCCAAUCCAUUACCUAGCCAGCUUUUAUCGCCUCGCUCUUCGAAAUUUCUACUUUGUCAGGGCGAAUUCAUGGCAAAUACGUGCCCUAUCACAGUUUGCCAUGACGUCUGCCUUGGUAUUCGGGUGUGCCUUUUUCGUAUUCUUGUAUCUUUUUAACUCGAGGCCUAGGAUGUCCCGCGUGCCCCUUAAAGCGCCCAAGGUACGAAGCACGCAGCAACAAAAAAAGCAGCAGCAACAACAGACAUGUGCUGGUGGAUCACCUACAGAAUUCCGCCAGGAUGCAUGGCUCACGAGCAUACAGACCGUUGGCGUGCCUCGCCAUAACUUCUUCCCAGAGUGGUUUGCUGUUACUUCUCGCUGCCUGGAGUAUUGUGUCCGCUGUAUCCUUGGAUGGAAAUUAUACUCCAUGAUUACUGGAAUCAAUGCAGAUGAUGAAAAGGGCCGCGUCAAGGCCUGGGAUAUCGCUCUCGACGCCCAGCUCACUGGUGGGGAUGCAGAGGUUAGCAAAAGCAGAUUAGUGCUCACCAUAUUCGCUGCGGGAACACUUCCUCGCAGCCCUGCCCGCAUGAUGCUCAAGGCAUUCCAUUGCAGGGUAUUACUAUGGAGGAUCGGCUCCCCAGGUUCCGUGACGGCCAAGAUAUCCGAUUACAUUGCCAAAAUGUUGGCGAACUAUCAAUGGGAACUUGCUCAAGGCAUGCAUCGGAAGGGGCCGAAGAAGGGCGAGGAUCCUCUCCCAAGCCAUCUUGCUUUCCUCUUAUCCAUGGACUGCGAUGAGGUAUUCACCGAUACGAUCACUCAACGCGCCACCAAUAUGAUCUGGAACCGACCAACUCAAGAAGCAACCGAUGGAGAAGACGCAUUGCUAGACGUUGUUGUCGAGGACACUGCGGUUCGCUCUCCACUCGAUGUCCUCGCUGCAUGGUGGUCUAGCCGCGCAUUACAAGAGGCUUUACUUAAAUCCCUAGACUUGGUGUCCGUCGAAUCCCCAAUGGAGAAACGCAAGUCCUUUGAAAGAAGCUUAGAUGUGGCGCUGACUUCCGCUCCGGUCCCUUCAACAGCAUAUACCAGGGCAACCGUGGUGAAAGCCCUGUUUUUCGAAGAGGAUAGAAUUAGAAAUAUCAAUGCGGUACUUGCCACUCUCCCCAGCGGCAAGUUACACAACCCUUGUUCAACAUGUGGUUUGACGAAUUUCCUCGAUUCUUCCAUUCCGCCAUCAGCGCGGGACGAAAUUUUCAUCGGCGUGCGCUGUGCGAUGAUUGCGGCCAUUCUACGCGGACAAGUAGGGAAAGGUGAAGAUGAACCAGCCUCUUCUCCGUUCUCUCUUUCUAGUGCCAUCAGGCAAUUCAAUGCCGCCCCUGUUGAUGAAGUCGAACUUACACUACUUGGAUUCGCUUCACAUUACCACCUUCUUCAUAUUACCGCCACAGACGAAAGAUUACUGCCAUGUACAUCCCUUGCAUCCUCCGUCUACUCGUCGACAACAGACCUAAGUGACGGCUCCGAAACUACAACUGGCCACGGCGACUAUCACGACGUUCCUAUCCCGGACCUAGCCCGAAUGGCGGCGGACUUGAUAUUCUGGGUACGAAACGCAUACAAUCCGAUCUCUUCCGGGCUUAACGCCAAGCUUAUGGAGAAGGUUGUGGAGGAUUGCGUCGAUGCAUGCCAUAAUGCCGGAAUCGAUAUUGAUAUCAAAAAGAUCCAGCGUAUCAAAACCCAUCAACGAGAAUCGAGCGUUGAUAUCACCGAGGCUCCCGCCGAUAAUCCUGAUAAUGAAUGUGGAAAUAGCAACAGCUGCGGCAACAGCAGCGGCUGUGGAGGCUGCCAUGGGACACAGGGUAGGAGAGAGAGUACAUUCAGCAACGAUACCGGAUAUGACAGCAUUGAUUCGGAGGAGCACAAACCCCCGUUGACCACACAAACCCCCGUUGACCACACAAACCCCCGUUGA